Messenger RNA from Trypanosoma cruzi, 1395 nucleotides. Its product is annotated as ubiquitin hydrolase, putative. The transcript has a single exon. Gene Ontology annotation, biological process: regulation of proteasomal protein catabolic process; protein deubiquitination; proteasome-mediated ubiquitin-dependent protein catabolic process. NCBI's taxonomy places the organism in Eukaryota, Euglenozoa, Kinetoplastea, Trypanosomatida, Trypanosomatidae. The record is from RefSeq and is a predicted model, not a curated record. Gene Ontology annotation, molecular function: proteasome binding; protein binding; cysteine-type deubiquitinase activity. The coding region runs from base 1 to 1395 and encodes 464 amino acids.
AUGGCGACGGUAAAGGUAAAGUGGGGCAAGGAGCUUCUUGAGAUUACGGUCAGCCUUCAGAGCACGGUGGGGGCAUUCAAGGAAAAGCUGCUGCAGCUGACACAGGUUCCUGUGGAACGGCAAAAAAUUAUGGGCCUCAAAGCCAAUGCAUCCAAGGACGACGCUACGCUCUCCCAAGUUGGUGUCACUGACGGCAAAACGCUGAUGCUUCUUGGAGCGGCAGCGGAACCACCACAAACCAAAGAACCACCGCCGUCGCCAGCCGCCGCAUCCAACACGACAGCGGUCCAAGCUCCCGCUGCAGCCACGAGGAUGCCUACAGGACUGAGAAACAUUGCAAAUACAUGUUACAUGAAUGCGGCAGUUCAAAUGCUUCAUCUUGUGCCUGAGUUGAUUGAGUUGCUCCAGUCACGUAAAAAUGACACGUUGCUUCAUUCAAUGGGCGAGCUGUACAAGACGAUGGAAGCCAAUAAAGACCCCGUCACCCCGUUGCUCUUUUGGAAUGCCCUGAUCAUGCAAAAUUCAACCUUUGGGGAGGUUGACGAACAUGGCCAUCCGAUGCAGCACGACGCGCAGGAAGUUCUCAACACAAUUCUUCAGCAACUUAACAAUGGGAUUCAAGAAACACACAAAAAUCUUUUUAGUGGGACGAUGAAACGGACUUCCGUCUGCAAAGAAAUCCCCGAUGACGUGUCCGAGGCGUCUGACUUGCCAUUCCUCAUGUUAUCUUGCAAUAUCAAUGCAGAGGUACAAAUGCUGGAGACUGGAUUGUAUGCAUCCUUUAAUGAGACAAUCUCCGUCCGUUCGGAAAAGUUGGCACGCGAAGUACUUUACUCACGCACAAGCCGAAUCAGCAUUUUGCCGGAGUAUCUUUUUGUGCAUCUUGUGCGUUUUUCAUGGAGGGCAGAUACUCAAAAGAAGGCCAAAAUACUCAAGCCAGUCUCCUUCCCCCUGGUACUAGAUACCUUUACUCUCUGUACGGAUGCACUAAAGGAAAGCAUGCAGGAGGAACGAGGCAGGGUGUUGGCUCGGCGAGACAAGGAGCUUGAGCGACGUCGUCAAGCCCGGCAAAAGACACAAUUUGACGUUACCACAAACGCAGAAGAGGUGUCAACUGGGGCGAUGGCAGGUGACGCACAUAAAAUUGGCAAUAAGAGUGGUUACUAUGAACUUUGUGGUGUAAUUUCCCACAAGGGCCGAAGUGCAGAGAGUGGGCACUACGUCUUCUGGGGUAAGCCUGAGGAUCAGUGGUUUGUCUACGAUGAUGAGCACGUGGCCUCCGUGACAGAGGAAGACGUCAAGCGUCUGAGUGGCGUUGGUGAGGCGCACAUUGCGUAUGUUCUUAUGUACCGUUCUAGGGACCCACGUACAAAGGCCACGACGAUUCCACUUUGA